This is a messenger RNA of Penicillium brevicompactum, 1371 nucleotides long. Its product is annotated as SUMO protease ULP1. The record is from RefSeq and is a predicted model, not a curated record. Lineage: Eukaryota; Fungi; Ascomycota; Eurotiomycetes; Eurotiales; Aspergillaceae. The transcript is spliced from 2 exons. Gene Ontology annotation, biological process: protein desumoylation. Gene Ontology annotation, molecular function: deSUMOylase activity. Gene Ontology annotation, cellular component: nucleus. Bases 1 to 1371 code for a protein of 456 amino acids.
AUGGGGCUCUUUAGCUGGUACUUCUGCCACCGACGUGGCUCCGCUUCGAAAUCCCCAAAGUCGUCCGAGGCAAAACAAAAUCCCCUUGUUGCCCCAAAACUUCCUGUUAGCGACGAAGAGGGAACGAAUUCACCAGAUAUAUCUCUCCCGGGAGCAUUCCCAUCGACGCCACCCGAGUCCCCUGGUCUCAAGCCAAUCGAUCCCUAUGGCGAAACAACCGAGGAAGCGGAAGCUUCGUCUCAAGAAUGGGAACCUAUGGACCUUGAUGGUCACACAAAACCUGCACUCGUCACAGACCUUGGGAUUCACCUUCAUCCACGAUGGCCCGCGUAUCGGUCUCGCCCGCCAACACCCAAGCGGACCCCACCGCCCAGUCCGCCGAAAGUCAAGCGAGUUCGGGAUGAUCGCAUGGAGAUCGACGACCCAUGGCAGCAACGCGCUCGCGAGUUUUCAAGGACCCCACAUGGACCCGUGUCUGCUGUACAACUGUUCAACCCCAAACCGAAGCCGAUUCCACCCAAUCGCAUCGCAUCUUGGUACGCGCCGGAAUUUGAGAAACGAGAAAAAGAAAGACUUGCUCGAGAGCUUGAUCGCCACAGGCCGUCUAGAGUUGUACCGCGUGGUCAGCCCGUACGGUCACUCUCACCAACGUGGCUUACGAAAGUACAAAAUGCCGUGCAAUGCGCGCAAUCCCAAGUCAUCGCCAGGUCAUUGACCGGAGAUGAGAUAUGUCAAAAGGAUAUUGUAACCUGCGUUCGCCCGCUGGCAUGGCUUAACGAUGAAAUUAUCAAUUCCUAUCUCGGUUUACUCGUUCACUACCUGCGCGAAUUGAACGGAAACUUAGGUCCCAAAGAUAAACCACGUUUUCACUCCUUCAACACCUUUUUCUACUCUACCUUGCGUGACAAGGGAUAUGCGGGCGUGGCAAGAUGGGCGAGACGAGCCAAGAUCGGUGGUGCCGAUCUGCUUAAUGUCGAUAUGGUCUUCAUACCUGUACAUGAGGUCAAUCACUGGACCCUCAUGGUUGUGAGGCCGGCAGAUCGUACAAUCGAGUAUUUUGACUCACUUGGCUCUGCCGGUUCUGCUCAAGUGACUCGCAUCAAAAAGUGGCUCCAUGGGGAGCUUGGGGACCAAUAUAAAGAAGAAGAGUGGACUGUUCUUGCAUCCCUCUCUUCACAACAAGAUAACAUGAGCGACUGCGGCGUCUUCCUGUUGAUGAACGCGAAAGCAAUCGCCCUCGGUAUUGAGCCUACGGCCUUUGGGCCAAGUCAUACCUCUCUUCUUCGCAGGAAGAUCGUCGCUGAGCUUAUGAAUGGCGGCCUUCAUGGGGAGUUUAUUCCACAAGAUCCGGCAGGUCUCCUCUUGCUGUAA